UCGAUACUCAGCUAUCGAUGAGUUAGUUCCCUCAGCUGGUUUUUGUUUUGGUUUCUGUUCCUGUAAUCUUUGAAAAAUAACUUCAGCUAAGUAGAAAUCCUUUUCGAGUCCAAAGUACCUAUAUUAUGAGUAGUAUUGUGGAUGAACCAGAAAGUGUGGGUUCUGCUGGACAACCCCAGAGAAUGGCAGAAUAUACCGAUCAGCUUAGAAGCUGGUUAGGUGAAGCAUAUCAAUGGCAGGCGUUGCAAUGCAUUCCCUAUUCAAUGCCCUCACUAUUUAUUCAAAGUCGGUAUCGACCAUUACCUAGCCCAGAAGUUCCGGUCACACCAGAACCACAGGUGCCAAACCACCAACAGAGACAACAGUCUAAUGUCCCAGGUUCCAUCCCAACGGAAGCACAAGUUGAAGGGAGAGUUUUUGAAGUUCCUAAGCUUUCCAAACGCUUGUUGGCUGAAGUUAUUGAUUUUGGUUUGCUGUUUUUCAUCAAAGCAUUUUUGACAUUAACUGUCCUUGAUGCUUGGAACAUGGAAGAUUCAACUUUUUUUCACACUGAAACUGACCUAACAGAAGAAGCUGAUUAUGAAAUGGCUAUGGCAAUCACGGCAAAUUUAUUGACUAUCGAAUUGAUCCAUCGUUUGAUGGUAGUUUUUUAUGAGGUUUGUUUUACUCUACAAGGUGGUACUCCAGGAAAACGAACAAUGGGAAUUAGUAUAAUCUCCUGCACCAAGUGCGUCCCUGUUGGAGAAAGUCGAGUACUUGUGCAACCUGCGACGGGCGUCACGUUUUGGAGAUCUCUGGGUCGAGCAUUCCUAAAGAAUAUGGGGACAGCUAUUCUGUUUCCAACUUUUCUCCCACUAAUGGUUGUGCAACACAAUCGCACGCUUUAUGAUAUUCUCUGUGGUACGAUCGUUGUUGAAACUGAAUGACUUGAAUUGUGCUGCAUGUAUUUGGUUUAUUCCAAUUAAGUCAGAGAUGUUUCAUCUCCGCCUAACACUGGACAAUUCACUAUUUCCGUUUCACAUUUCAUCACUGUUUAAGUUUUAUUUCUGUUUGUAUUAAGCAUUUCGAUGUCGACCAAAUGUUUCCCGUGUUUACUGAAGAUUUACUGAACAUUUUAAAUUUACCGUUAAUAUGGGAUGCCUGUGAAUUGUUAAACGUUAUACAUCAAAUAACGUUCAGUUAUUUUGAAUCCUGUAAUAGUAGAUGGUUUUAGUAGCGUUCUCCAUUGAUUAUUUAAUGGAAGUGGAACGUUGGCAAAGUUAGCAUAACGUGCAGUAGGAAAACAAAAAUGUUAUUUUGAUAUCAAGUUCGAUUUUACCCUUUCCUUAACCGCGAAUCAUCCGGGUCCACAUUUUAAUUGGUUUUGUACGGCUUAUUCUUUGGCGGCUGGCGAUUUUUUUCUCCAUCGUGCAAUCAAACAAAAUAAUACCGUGGCGAUAAGGUAAUUCCUAUUUCUUAUCGCUUCGAGUGAAUUUCAGUACAUGCUCCUUGGAUUCCUGGUUUUCAUCUUAAAAGAAUCGAUGUAUGCUUUUCCCUGGUAUUUAAAAAAUUUUAAUAUCUUUGUGAUAGUAGUUAUGGUACACAUAUAUUUUGACCUCAAAUUCUU
This is a messenger RNA of Daphnia magna, 1606 nucleotides long. Its product is annotated as protein FAM8A1. Bases 126 to 926 code for a protein of 266 amino acids. The record is from RefSeq and is a predicted model, not a curated record. The transcript has 4 exons. NCBI's taxonomy places the organism in Eukaryota, Metazoa, Arthropoda, Branchiopoda, Diplostraca, Daphniidae.